AUGCCUCACUUGAGGGCCCACGCGGACGUACCACCGGCCGCCUCCUCGCCGCUCUAUGCUGCCGUUCGCAGCGGCCAUGAGGAAGCCGUGGGCCGGCUGCUUUCAGGCAAUGCCAAUCCCAACCACUCCGUGUCUAUUCGGGGUCCGUCACCGAUGCGGGCCGCUGUGCUCAAUGGCCACACUGAGGUGAUGGGGCGAUUGAUCUCCGGCGGGGCGACAGUGAAUCCGGACGAUGUCUGGGCCGCUCUCUUGCUUGGAAAUCUCCGUGGAGCGCGGCGGCUAGCGAAGGCUACGGGCUAUUCCUGGGCCCUGCUCCGACGUGGAUGCUGGCUGCUGGCAGGCUUGCUCGGCACCUGUGCUGCAACAUACGCCCUCUCCGGGGCACUUCUUCAGCGAGCCGUGGCAGAACUUCUCCUUUUGGAGGGUCUGCCGCAGCAGAUUGCGGAGUAG
This is a messenger RNA of Symbiodinium sp. CCMP2456, 450 nucleotides long. The record is from the annotation of a GenBank genome assembly. Lineage: Eukaryota; Dinophyceae; Suessiales; Symbiodiniaceae.